AUGUUUACAAGAACCUCUGCUCGCUUCGAGCUUCUCUCCCAGAUCCUCCAAUGUCUCAGACUCAAACUCAGACAUUUGACAGACAAUGUUCCCAGAGUCCGUUUGCCAUUGCGAAUGUUCAGGAGAGAUACCGAAGAAAACAGCACCGACAGAUGGGAACAUUGCACCCGCCUCAUACGCCAGCGGAUGCGUGAUAUCUUCUGGGUCGGGGUGAUUUACCUCGCUAGCGAAUUGCUCAUAUGGAGUCUCUUCCUGGGUCUGUACGAAGUCCGACUUGACUACCUGUCACCCAUCAUUGGCAUGGUUGUGGUGUUCUGUUUCAUGUUCGCGAUUUCAUACCUUUGUCCGGAGUCAGAAAGCUUCUACCACCGCCACAUCAAGUACAAGGUCGACUUCAUCAAUAGCAACUUGGGCAUUGGCUUUCCGGUGCCCAUCGUCAUGAUUACUAAGGAUAGACUGCUUGGCGGUAAGGGCAUUGGAAGGGUAAUUGGAAACUUUGACAAAGUGAACACCAACGUCGUCUUUUGGGUAUUGAUCUUCCUGCUUUCUUGGGGCAUCCUUGCCGGGAUACUCAGAAUUCCAGCCUUUUCCCUUCGCGAAUCUGAAAAGAGAAGCGACGAUGACACCGAAGUCGACCAACCAUGGCAGUCUGGCGGGCAAGACACUCCCAUACCACGCAUCCAGAUACCUCCUCCAACCCUCAGCCGCAGGCCCUCCGAGUCAACGACCCUACACGGAACCACGAUCAACGGAUACCAUACCGAUAAGGAAGCGGGACUGGGUCCAGAUUCGAGGACCGUCUCGGCUUACUUCACCGAUAGUGACUGUCCGACCCCUGUCCCACCUCCGAGCCCACUGGGCCACUAUCAAGAUCGGACAUCGCUUUCCAGCUCGCGGCAGCCCCAAGUCUCGAGCGGAGAGGGUACCCAAAGGUUUAGCUGGUUCAAGGAGUGCUACCCAAUCGUUCUAUCAAUCUUGCUCCUACUCACCGUAGGCAUCCCUGUCUCGUAUGCCCUAGGCGAUGACCGCAUCCUCGAUGGGUGCAUGCUGUGGUUCACCUGGAUCAGCAGCACAAGACUGCAGCGCAAUUUUGGACGCAGCGACAUCCUCUCCAGCGUACAAGGGCUCAAGAUGACUAUCACGACACUGCUUAACCCGGUCCUCCUAAUGACCCUCGGCAUGAUAGCCUACACUCGUGCCAAAGCCGCUGCCACGGGCACGCCCAUUAAUGAAACGAUGUCCCAAUUCUCGCGCGGUAGGACUCUCUCCCUCAUCUGGACCUCAAAGGUGUCGGGAUCUUACCUCACGAGCGACUGGUUCGGUGCCGGCGACGCGGCCAUCUCGAUCCUUGAGGUCGGCUUCGUUGUCUGGGGAUUCAAGCUUUACGAGUGUCGGAAGCAAAUAUGGUCUCGCGCCGGCGCAGCCGUGGUUAUUCUUUCGACCGUCUUUGCGGCACUCAACGUCUUUGUGUCCGUCCUGCUCGGCAGAGCGGUUGAUCUCGGACCUCGUGAGGCGCUCUCCUUUGCAGCGCGCUGCACAACGCUGGCACUGGCGCGACCUGCGAUAGAGGCGGUCUAUGGGAACGAUGUCGUCACCGCGGCACUGGUGGUGAGCAACGGCAUAUUGGGACAGCUGAUGUACCCGUCCAUGCUGAGGAAGCUGGGAUUUGACUCAGCUAGAGAGUCGCACAUUGACGUGGACGAAGAAGAAGAUGAGAGACCGAGAGACGAUGCGCUUACCAUUGGGGUAGGGACGGCGAUUGGCAUCAACGGCGCGGCCAUGGGCGUCUCAUAUCUCUAUGAGAGGAAGAGCCGGGCUGCGCCUUAUGCUGCUCUCUCGAUGACCGUGUUUGGGAUCUUUACUGUCGUCUUCAGUGCGGUCGAACCGUUUACGACUACCUUGAUGAAGCUUGCCGGCAUGGGACCGGACAGAGUCCCAUAUGGUGAGGUAUCUUGA
Molecule: messenger RNA, 1956 nt
Organism: Colletotrichum costaricense
Lineage: Eukaryota; Fungi; Ascomycota; Sordariomycetes; Glomerellales; Glomerellaceae
Exons: 3
Coding region: 1-1956 (651 amino acids)
Source: RefSeq, a predicted model, not a curated record